AUGUCCAAAGAUACUAUCAAGCUCGCCUCCGGCCACCAGAUGCCCCUCGUGGGGUUCGGUCUCUGGAAGGUCCCCAAGGAUACCGCUGCUGAUACUGUCUAUAAUGCGAUCAAGUCUGGUUACCGGCUCUUCGAUGGAGCGUACGACUACCAGAACGAGAAAGAGGCUGGCGAGGGCAUCAAGCGCGCAAUUGACGAGGGUCUUGUAAAGCGCGAGGAGGUCUUCAUCACCACAAAGCUUUGGAAUAAUUAUCACAGCAAGGAGCAUGCGCUUCCUAUGAUCAAGAAGCAAAAUGAGGCAUGGGGACUAGGCUACAUUGACCUGCUUCUAAUCCACUUCCCAUGCGCUCUUGAAUACGUUGACCCCGAGAAGGGAACACGAUACCCUGGAUGGUGGAUGGAAGACAAGAAGACAGUCAAGCCUGCCAAUGUCUCCGUUCGUGAGACAUGGGAGUCCCUCGAAGCUGCCGUCGACCAAGGCAUCGCCAAAUCCAUCGGUGUUUCCAACUUCCAAGCCCAAUCCCUCUACGACAUGUUCACCUACGCUAAGCACCCCGUCUCUGCCCUCCAGAUCGAGCACCACCCGUACCUUACACAGCCUGGCCUGGUCAAGAUGGCACAGACGCACGAUAUCGCUGUUACUGCGUACUCGUCAUUCGGGCCCCAGAGUUUCUUGGAGCUGCCCCCGGCCUUCAGGCAGCGAGCUACUGAUGUGAGCUUGUUGUUUGAUGCCGAGACCGUCAAGAAGAUUGCGCAGAAGCAUAGCAAGACCCCCGCACAGGUUCUGCUCAGGUGGGCGACACAGAGGAACAUCGCCGUCAUCCCCAAGUCAAAUAACAAGGACCGUCUCGCUCAGAAUCUGGAUGUCACAAGCUUUGAUUUGUCCAAGGAGGAGCUCGAAUCCAUCUCGGCACUUGAUAAGGGGCUGAGGUUCAAUGACCCGGGUCACUACCUGCCUGAUCACCCACUACAUAUUUUCGCUUAG
Cucurbitaria berberidis CBS 394.84 is the source of this 984-nucleotide messenger RNA. RefSeq names its product Aldo/keto reductase. The coding region runs from base 1 to 984 and encodes 327 amino acids. Gene Ontology annotation, cellular component: cytosol. Gene Ontology annotation, molecular function: aldose reductase (NADPH) activity. Lineage: Eukaryota; Fungi; Ascomycota; Dothideomycetes; Pleosporales; Cucurbitariaceae. The transcript is spliced from 4 exons. The record is from RefSeq and is a predicted model, not a curated record.